Rubroshorea leprosula is the source of this 2755-nucleotide messenger RNA. The record is from the annotation of a GenBank genome assembly. NCBI's taxonomy places the organism in Eukaryota, Viridiplantae, Streptophyta, Magnoliopsida, Malvales, Dipterocarpaceae.
CUUUUCUAUGUUAGCAAUGGGAGUUGACUAAAGCAGCUAGCUAUCUGAGUUCUUGGCUGUGUUUUGAGAGAAAAGAAAAUUAAAGAAUGAUGUGGAGAAGAAAUCUUUGUGUAGUGGUGGUAUUGAUUGCAGGAGUUUUUGGAGGUGAACUAUACACUGUGGAUGGCCGGCCUCACCGUAUUCUUUUAGAUACAGACGUGGAUACUGAUGAUUUGCUUGCUCUCUCAUACCUCUUGAAGCUCAAUAGAUCAGAAUUUGAGUUGGAGGCAGUGACUAUAAGUGCUAAUGCAUGGACUGAUGCUGGACAUUCUGUGCAUCAUAUUUAUGACAUUCUAUAUAUGAUGAAUCGAGAUGAUAUUGCUGUUGGUGUUGGAGGAGAAGGUGGAAUACUUGAAGACGGUACCAUUUUGCCAGAUGUUGGGGGAUAUCUUCCUAUAAUUGAACAGGGAGUUUCAACACUUGGAGGUUGUAGAUUUAGGCAAGCAAUUCCUAUAGGACAAGGAGGAAGAUUAGACAAAGAUACUAACUUUGGGGUUCGAAAAUCAUUCCUUCCACAGGGCAACAGGAAAUAUUCUCCUCUUCAACAGCCUACUGCUCAACAAGUGAUGAUUGAUAAAGUCUCUGCAGGUCCUAUCACAGUGUUUCUUAUUGGAUCUCAUACAAACUUUGCCAUUUUUCUCACGAAUCAUCCACAUUUGAAGAAAAAUGUCGAGCACAUAUACAUAAUGGGUGGGGGAGUGGAAUCCAGUAACCCGACUGGUUGCUGCCCUGGAAAUGGUACCAGUGCUUGUCCAGUCAGUCAGUGUGGUGACACUGGUAACUUGUUUACUGAGUACAAUAGUAAUCCUUAUGCUGAGUUCAAUAUCUUUGGGGAUCCUUUUGCUGCUUAUCAGGUUCUUCAUUCUGGUAUUCCAGUCACUCUUGUUCCCCUCGAUGCAACAAACACUAUCACAUUAAGUGAGAAGUUCUUCAAGGCAUUUGAGCAGAGGCAGGAUACCUAUGAGGCACAAUAUUGCUUCCAGUCCUUGAAAAUGGCGCGUGAUACUUGGUUUGAUUCAAAUUUCUACUCGAGCUACUUCAUGUGGGAUUCAUUUACAAUUGGUUUAGCAGUCUCCUCAAUCAUCCGAAAUUCCCACAAUCAAGAUGGGCAAAAUGAAUUUGCUGAUAUGAAAUAUAUGAAUAUAACAGUAGUCACUUCAAAUGAACCAUUUGGAAUAUCUGAUGGCUCAAAUCCAUUUUUCGAUGGCCGUAAUGUUCCAAAGUUCCAUUUAAAGAAAGGUGGAGUGCAUAGUGGUCAUGUCCAGAGAGGACUUUGGGAUCCCUUUUGCUUUGUAAAGGGUGGGAAAGGGAAAUGCAAGGAUGGUUACACCGCGAAGGUAAUAGGUCCUGAUGCAGUUCGUGUUCUUGUCGCCAAAAACGCAAAACCUAGUCAGGACAUUGGUGGUGAACUUGACAGGGCAUUCUACAAAAACUUCUUGGAUGUUAUUAAUCUUGCGCAGCAUACCGGGAGAUUCAGUUUUACAACAGAAUUUCCUUAUUAUAGAGAGGUUUUUUAUAAACCGGAUUUCAGAACCAAAAAGUUGGGGAAACCAGUUAUAUUUGACAUGGAUAUGAGUGCUGGAGAUUUUCUUGCUCUAUUUUAUCUCCUAAAAGUACCUGUCCAAGUGAUUGACCUCAAGGCAAUAAUAGUAAGUCCAACCAGCUGGGCAAAUGCUGCAACAAUACAUAUUGUUUAUGAUUUACUGCAUAUGAUGGGUCGUGAUGACAUUCCAGUUGGUCUAGGAGAUGUAUUUGCCAUGAACCAGACUGAUCCCCUUUUUCCUGCUGUUGGAGACUGCAAAUAUGCUAAAGCAAUCCCUCAUGGGAGUGGAGGAUUCCUGGACUCAGAUACUCUUUUUGGGUUUGCUCGAGAUCUGCCUCGAAGUCCUAGAAGGUACACAGCAGAAAACUCUGUAGAGUUUGGUGCUCCCAGAAAUACUUCUCAUCCUGAACUAAGACAACCUCUAGCAUUUGAAAUCUGGGGUUCUGUAUUGAAAACCCUGGAUCCUGGAUCCAAGAUUACAGUAUUAACCAAUGGGCCCUUGACUAACUUAGCAAAGAUCAUUCUAUCCAAUACAAGUACAGUCUCAAAGAUUCAGCGCAAACUAAGUUCAUUUCCCAGGAUACUAGAGACGCUGCAACAAACAAGGGAGAGUCCUGAAUCACAAUUCACGAAGCAGCUACUGUCCAGGCUACACUGGCUACAACAAGCUCAUCAGAGCUAUCAGCACAUGGAUAUAUUCUUGGGUGAGAUCUUUGGUGCUGUUCUCUUGAGCAGUGAUCAUUCCAUUCUGAAGCCUACCUUCAAAGAAAAGCACAUCAGGGUCGUUGCUGAAGGUGAUGAAUCCAUAGAUGGACAAAUUGUGAUUGAUAAGAGGCAAGGAAAAUCCAUUAAAGUUUUGAGAAACGUUAUUCCUGUGGCAUACUAUGAUCUAUUUGCAAAUCGAUUGAGUGAUAAAGAGCAGUCUGCUGUAUUAGGAAGCUAUGAUGAACAGACAAAAAUCUGGAGUAGCCCCCCUUCAAACCAAGAAAUCUCAGAUAACUGAGAUAAGGCAUUGGAUGAUGAUCAAUUACUAAGAAUAGAAACUGGUUCUUUUUUCUUGAUAGGUCAGAAGUUUCGGUUAUGUUUUGAUAUUCUUCAACACGGAAUCAUGCUUCAAAUAGAAAUGGUUUAUGGUGGGCUUUGUAAACAUAUCAAUAAAGAGGUUAAGAACAG